Messenger RNA from Propithecus coquereli (Coquerel's sifaka), 3782 nucleotides. It is a transcript of the gene PACS1, whose product is annotated as phosphofurin acidic cluster sorting protein 1. NCBI's taxonomy places the organism in Eukaryota, Metazoa, Chordata, Mammalia, Primates, Indriidae. Gene Ontology annotation, molecular function: transmembrane transporter binding. The coding region runs from base 30 to 2534 and encodes 834 amino acids. Gene Ontology annotation, biological process: protein localization to plasma membrane. The transcript has 23 exons. The record is from RefSeq and is a predicted model, not a curated record.
UGUUCAGCCUGACCCUGAAGAAGCUCGUCAUGCUGAAGGAAAUGGACAAAGACCUUAACUCGGUGGUCAUCGCUGUGAAGCUGCAGGGUUCAAAAAGGAUUCUUCGUUCCAACGAGAUCAUCCUUCCAGCUAGUGGACUGGUGGAAACAGAGCUCCAGUUAACCUUCUCCCUCCAGUACCCGCAUUUCCUUAAGCGAGAUGCCAACAAGCUGCAGAUCAUGCUGCAAAGGAGAAAGCGCUACAAGAACCGGACCAUCUUGGGCUACAAGACCUUGGCUGUGGGACUCAUCAACAUGGCAGAGGUGAUGCAGCACCCCAACGAAGGCGCGCUGGUGCUCGGCCUGCACAGCAACGUGAAGGACGUGUCCGUGCCUGUGGCAGAAAUAAAGAUCUACUCGCUGUCCAGCCAGCCCAUCGACCACGAAGGAGUCAAGUCCAAGCUCUCUGAUCGCUCUCCCGAUAUCGACAACUACUCUGAGGAGGAGGAGGAGAGCUUCUCCUCAGAGCAGGAAGGCAGCGACGACCCGCUGCAUGGACAGGACCUGUUCUACGAAGACGAGGAUCUGCGGAAGGUAAAGAAGACCCGGAGGAAACUGACCUCAACCUCUGCCAUCACCAGGCAACCUAACAUCAAACAGAAGUUUGUCGCCCUCCUGAAGCGGUUUAAAGUUUCAGACGAGGUGGGCUUCGGCCUGGAGCACGUGUCCCGGGAGCAGAUCCGAGAGGUGGAAGAGGACUUGGACGAGCUGUACGACAGUCUGGAGAUGUACAACCCCAGCGACAGCGGCCCUGAGAUGGAGGAGACGGAAAGCAUCCUCAGCACGCCGAAGCCCAAGCUCAAGCCCUUCUUUGAGGGGAUGUCGCAGUCCAGCUCCCAGACGGAGAUCGGCAGCCUCAACAGCAAGGGCAGCCUGGGGAAGGACACCACCAGCCCUAUGGAGUUGGCUGCUCUAGAAAAAGUCAAAUCUACUUGGAUCAAAAACCAAGAUGACAGCUUGACUGAGACGGACACUCUGGAAGUCACUGACCAGGACAUGUUUGGAGAUGUGAGCGCCAGUCUGGUUGUGCCAGAGAAAGUCAAAACUCCCAUGAAGUCCAGCAAGACGGAUCUCCAGGGCUCUGCCUCCCCCAGCAAAGUGGAAGGGGUGCACACGCCGCGGCAGAAGCGGAGCACGCCCCUGAAGGAGCGGCAGCUCUCCAAGCCGCUGAGCGAGAGGACCAACAGCUCCGACAGCGAGCGCUCCCCGGACCUGGGCCACAGCACGCAGAUUCCAAGAAAGGUGGUGUAUGACCAGCUGAAUCAGAUCCUCGUGUCAGACGCAGCCCUCCCCGAAAACGUCAUCCUGGUGAACACCACUGACUGGCAGGGCCAGUACGUGGCCGAGCUGCUCCAGGACCAGCGGAAGCCUGUGGUGUGCACCUGCUCCACCGUGGAGGUCCAGGCCGUGCUGUCCGCCCUGCUCACCCGGAUCCAGCGCUACUGCAACUGCAACUCUUCCAUGCCCCGGCCGGUGAAGGUGGCCGCGGUGGGGGGCCAGAGUUACCUGAGCUCCAUCCUCCGGUUCUUUGUCAAGUCGCUGGCCAGCAAGACCCCCGACUGGCUGGGCUACAUGCGCUUCCUCAUCGUCCCCCUCGGUUCUCACCCGGUGGCCAAAUACUUGGGCUCCGUCGACAGUAGAUACAGCAGUUCCUUCCUCGACUCUGGCUGGAGAGAUCUGUUCAGUCGCUCAGAGCCCCCAGUGUCAGAGCAACUGGACGUGGUGGGGCGGGUGAUGCAGUACGUCAACGGGGCGGCAGCGACGCACCAGCUUCCCGUGGCCGAAGCCAUGCUCACCUGCAGGCACAAGUUCCCUGAUGAAGACUCUUACCAGAAGUUCAUUCCCUUCAUUGGCGUGGUGAAGGUGGGUCUGGUUGAGGACUCUCCCUCCACCGCAGGCGACGGGGAAGAUUCACCGGUGGUCAGCCUUACUGUGCCCUCCACGUCACCACCCUCCAGCUCGGGUCUGAGCCGAGACGCCAUGGCCACCCCGCCCUCCUCCCCGUCCAUGAGCAGCGCCCUCGCCAUCGUGGGGAGCCCCAGCAGCCCGUACGGGGAUGUGAUCGGCCUCCAGGUGGACUACUGGCUGGGCCACCCCGGGGAGCGGAGGAGAGAGGGUGACAAGAGGGACGCCAGCUCCAAGAACACCCUCAAGAGCGUCUUCCGCUCGGUGCAGGUCUCCCGCCUGCCCCAUGGCGGGGAGGCCCAGCUCUCCGGCACCAUGGCCAUGACUGUGGUCACCAAAGAGAAGAACAAAAAAGUCCCCACCAUCUUCCUGAGCAAGAAACCCCGAGAAAAGGAGGUGGACUCCAAGAGCCAGGUCAUCGAGGGCAUCAGCCGCCUCAUCUGCUCUGCCAAGCAGCAGCAGACCAUGCUGAGAGUGUCCAUCGAUGGAGUCGAGUGGAGUGACAUCAAGUUCUUCCAGCUGGCAGCGCAGUGGCCCACGCACGUCAAGCACUUUCCAGUGGGCCUCUUCAGUGGCAGCAAGGCCACCUGAGGCCUGUGUCCCGGCCAUCUCCCUCCUGGCACAGCCACCAGCCUCACCGCCUGCGGGCAGGGGGAGGCCAGCAGGCCCGGGCCAAGCUCCCCCCUCCCUGGCACUGGGUCCUGCCUCUCCACGAGCCAGGCCUGAAGGACACUGCCACUGCCCAGGCCACCCCGUGCAGCCCCCACCCGCCUCUCUCGCUCCCUCCUGCUCCAGGCCGAGGGCGUGUUGGUUUUGCCUUCUGGUGCCCCUAGUCCCUGGGGCUGAGUCCUCCAGGCCUUCCUCACCCGAUUCCAGCCUGUUCCUGGCGGCACCAGUUCCCUCCUGCAGACAGGAGACCUGGCAGCCCGGGCCUCGGCAGAAGAGCCGUCCUCCCCGAAGCCCUCCAGCCGCCGGAUCUCGUCCUCUGAGGCCCCGCUGCCAGAUGCCACCCUCUCCGCCGGCCUGACGCCGGGCCCAGGCCACUUCCCCCUCCUGCGGGGUCCUCCUCCUGCCCCGCAGCUUCCGUGGUGGGGGAAGAGGCACCCCGAGCCUGUGGGACCCUCCCCACUGCACACGGGCGGGAGGCAGCGCCCUCCCCCCAGGACCCCGUUACUGUGGCGACACGCGUGUUUCCGGGAUGGAGGAGCAGCCCGGUCUUCCCCAUGCACGACUUCCUGCCACCCUCCGGGUCCCUGCAGGUGUCGCGUGUGUCCCGAGUGUUUUUCUAGUUCUCUGCACGGCCAUUCUCUUGGUGGUUCUGUGCUCCGCUCCCUGUCCUGUGGCUUCUUCCCUUGUGGCUGACGCUCCCCUGCCUCCCAGCCCGCCCCAGCCCCGCCAGCCUGGACUCCAGACCCCACCAGCACAUCGCGUGGCCCAGCCACCGUCCUGUCAUCUCCCUCCUCGCACCGUGUCCUGUCAUCCGUGUGCCUGUCCUGCUGUUCUCCGCCCCCACCCCGCCCCGCCGGGCCCCCAGUCCCGCCUCGGUCCUCGGCCUGGACCACCUGGUGCGGGUGAGGCUGAGGAUGCGGCCGUCCUCGUGCCCACCAGCAGCGCCAGAGCUUUUCCUGUCCUCCCACUCCCUCCCGGAAGUUUUUGCACAGAACUUCAUUUUGAAAGUGUUUUUCUCAUUCUCCACACCUCCCCAGACCGUCCUCCAGCCCUCCCCGUGGCCCAGCCCCGCUGUCCAGCGCGUCCCUGGGCCGGAGAGAGGAGACGGGGCGGGAGGGACUGAGGUGAUGUUGGGUUUUUCAUUCAAUAAACCGGUGAUUUCUUACCGAC